ACUUCUGAGCAUCUUCCUACGCAUUGGAAAGGGGUGUCGUUUUAGCUUUGUUUAGGCGAAAAGUCUAGACCGAGUGAUUGGCGAAUCGUACAGACUGUUCGUGUUUGACAAUCCUGGUGGCGACCGUAGUUUAAAUAAAACAGAAGCUGCGGAUCAAAAAGAUUACUCUUCCAAGAAAUUCAUCACUGGUUUACAGGAACCUGCAAUCUUAAUUAUUCUGGAUUCACAUCAAACUUUGUUUAGACCGGAGGAAAUCGAGAAUAGUCGUCUCUUUGAAAGGGGACAAAUAUUCAAAUUUUCAGGGCUUCCCGAAUUUGCCAUCAGUCUCUAUAAAUACCACAAGCUCUUUUUCUGACCUCUUCAAUCAGAGAACUUAUAAGCUUGCUAUUUACAAGAAUUAGCGAAGUUAGGUAGUGAAAAUUUCAGAAGACAAGUCCAAAAUUUCGAAAGGUUUAAAGUUGGUAGAGAAUUUGUGAAAUCUAUGACUAACAAAUAUAGAAUGGAUAGCUUCAAUUGCAAGGCUGUGUGCCCUAGAACUGGAAGGGGAGAGGCAAAUCAGCAUUCUUUUCAUAAUAGUUUGCCUUGGAAAUCUAAGAUUUAUGUAGGGUUGGGGAAGUCAGUAGGGGAUUUGAAAGAGCUUUUGUUCCAGAGUGACGUCUCUAUUGUUGGUGUGCAUUGUAUGGGCGGUGGUGGAAAGACAACUUUGGCCAUGGCUUUAUGUGAUGAUCCCGGUAUAAAAGGUCGUUUUGGAAGCAUAGUUUUUAUAAUAGUUUCAGAAUCCCCAAAUCUGAAGGGAAUUUUAGAGACCAUAUGGGGGAAGAUUGUUGGGGGGAAGGUACCUGAGUUUCAGAAUGUGGAAGAUGCACAUAUACAGCUUCAGCAGCAGCUUUUAAAGCAGUCUAAGCCAACUUUGGUGGUGUUGGAUGAUGUUUGGUCCAGGGCUAGUUUGGAGAAAUUACUAUUUGAAGCUCCAGGGUACAAAACCCUUAUCACGACCAGAGACGCUUCUACCAUCCCCAGAAACGCAUCUACUCGGCUGUAUCGAUUGCCAUUGUUGAACGAAGAGGAUGCUCUCUCACUUUUCUGCUUCUCCGCAUUUGGACAGACAUCGAUUCCAAGUACGGCAGAUGCAAAUUUAGUCAUAGAGGUGCAAGCCGAAUGCAAGGGUUUACCUCUUGCUCUUACAGUGGUUGGAAACUCUUUGUACGGGGAACCUCAUGUGGCAUGGGAGAAUGCAAAGAGAAAACUUUCCCAGGGGCAGCCCAUAUCCACUUAUCACGAAGAAAGGCUUUUUAAAUGCUUGAAGACCAGCAUUGAUUACUUGGAUGAUGCUGGGAGGGAAUGUUUCUUAGACACAGCCUCAUUUCCAGAGGACAAGAAAACUUGUGUUGAUGCACUGCUGAACAUUUGGGUAUAUGUACGGAAGAUGGAGUGGCAGGAUGCCUACAUUAUGUUACUAGAACUUGCGAGAAAAAAUCUCCUCAAUCUCAAUCAACGAAGUCGAACAACAAUCUCGUAUGGAUGUGCCUCUGAGAUGUUCUUUUGGCAGCAUGAUGUGAUGCGAGACUUGGCCCUGUAUUUGGGAUGCCAGGACGAUAUAUUCUACAGAAAGAGGUUACUCAUGCCCAGGAAGGAGGAUAACCUACCAGGGGAAUGGGAGUUGUGUAAAGAUAGACCGUUUAAUGCUCAAAUUGUCUCUAUUCACACAGGUUCUAUGGCUGAGAAUGAGUGGAAAUGGAAUGGGAUGAAUCUUCCAGAGUCAGAAGCUCUGGUGUUACACUUUUCUGCAAGAGAAUACUUUCUUCCUCCAUUUCUGAAAACUAUGAAGAAGCUAAAAGUUUUAAUAGUAUGUAAUUUGGGUUCACAUAGGGCCACACUAAAAGGUCUGGAUGCCUUAUCUUCACUCACUCAACUCAGAUGUCUUCGCUUGGAGAGGUUGGUUGCACCUACUAUUCCCAAACAGAGCAAAGCAAUACAAAACUUAGACAAACUUUCUCUAAGCUUAUGUGAAGGGUUUAAAAACAUGUCCACAUUCAAUGACACAAACCUGCAAGAAUUAAACUUGGACCACUGCAGCGACUUGGAGGAGUUGCCCCUUGCCAUCUGUCAUAUGCCCUCUGCUCAGAGAUGGUCUGUUACCAACUGUCAUCUGGUUGAAAUGUUACCACAUAAUCUCGGAAGUCUGAGCUCUAUUAGGAUGUUAAGAUUAUCAGCAUUACCAGCCCUGAAAGAGCUUCCGACAUCAAUUGGUAAACUUGAGCAGUUGGAAUAUUUAGACAUUUCACUUUGUGAGGGUUUGAAAGAUCUUCCAGACGAAGUAGGACAACUCAAGAAAUUAAAAGAAUUUGACAUGACAGAGUGUUCUCGUUUGAGGAGGUUGCCUAAAACUGUAUGUGGACUAAGCUCUCUGAAGCAUGUUAUCUGUGAUGAGAAGAUUGGGAACCAGUGGUUAAAAGCUAAGGCCAUUUCUAUCCCUGAACUUAGAGUGGAAAUUGUGGAACCACAAUUUACUUUGGAUUGGCUUGAUGACUGACUUUUUUCCACACUCUUCACAUAAUUGAAGCUCCAAGUGACAGGGAUGACAAAAAUAUUGUAGCAUUUGUUAGAAGGUGAUAUAAAUCUUCUUUUAACUUUUUGGAAAUAAGAAGUAACUUUGUCUGUCACAUCCCGUAGAAAUCUCUUUAUAUACUUGUGAGACACUCCUAGCUCUAUUGUAAUUUUGACUAAGGUGGAACUUAUGAUUGUAAUAUGUUAUCGGAUCUGUUUGUGCAUAUAUGCAUUGUGUUAUGUACUAUCGAUGAUUAAUAUUAAUGAAUAUGACUAAGUAGUUGCUUUA
Messenger RNA from Cryptomeria japonica (Japanese cedar), 2836 nucleotides. RefSeq names its product probable disease resistance protein At4g33300. The coding region runs from base 482 to 2533 and encodes 683 amino acids. NCBI's taxonomy places the organism in Eukaryota, Viridiplantae, Streptophyta, Pinopsida, Cupressales, Cupressaceae. Gene Ontology annotation, biological process: defense response to fungus. The transcript is spliced from 5 exons. The record is from RefSeq and is a predicted model, not a curated record. Gene Ontology annotation, molecular function: ADP binding.